GUCUAAUGUACGGAUUGAACCGCGUUCUGGCACCAGCUGGCAACUUCCGAAAUUUGCUGCCAGAAUUUCCUCCCACUCCAUCGGCUUGAUGGGUCUCUCGCAGAUCCAUUCCGUCCUUAUCUCUGCCACUUGUCCCGACGCACAGCUGCCGUUUCAUUGCCACAAUGGCCGGUGUCACCGCGAGACGGCGAUCGCGAUCGCAGAUGGAGGACGCCCAUGAUGCCGAUGUCGCCAGAUUCGGCCACCGGUCUUCCCCGCCUCUUUCGGACGGCUCUAAGAGAAUGCGACUCAGGGGCGGACGAGGCGCCCCCAGUCAUCUGGAAGAAGAAGACGGCGACGACGACGACAGUGAAGAGACGAUGGGCGACUUUCCUGGAGGCGACCACCAUGAACCACAGCAACAAGUCAGCAGCCAUGUCACCAGCAACGGCACGCCCGCGACUGAGUUCACAACUGGUUCAAUCGUGCGCGUCAAGGUCGAGAACUUCGUCAUCUACGAAAAGGCUGAAUUUCUUCCCGGCCCCAACCUGAACAUGGUCAUUGGCCCCAAUGGCACGGGCAAGAGCUCCUUGGUGUGUGCCAUCUGUCUCGGUCUCGGCUAUCCUGCCAGUGUUCUUGGCCGUGCAACCUCAUUCGGCGAGUUUGUGAAGCAUGGCAAGGAGCACGCAACAGUGGAAGUGGAACUGCAAAAGCGGCCCGAGGAUCGUGCCAAUUACGUUGUCAAGUUGGUCAUCAAACGCGAGGACAACACGCGGAAAUUCUCUUUGAAUGGGAGAGAAGCCACCAUCAAGCAGAUACAGCACGUCACGCGUCAGUUGCGGAUACAAAUUGACAACCUUUGCCAAUUCCUGCCCCAGGAUCGGGUGGCCGAGUUUGCCGGCCUGAAUUCGGUGGAACUCUUGGCUAGGACGCUUCAAGCAGCUGCCCCGGAGGUCAUUACGGAGCAACAAAAUAGGCUGAAGGAGCUAUUUGAUGAGCAGAAGGCGGUGUCAAGGCAGCUUGCAACUGACGCGGAGACCCUUCGCAGCUGGGAGACCCGGCAGCAAGGUCUACAGGCUGACGUCGAGCGCCUGAGAGAGCGAGAAGAGAUUCAAGCCAGAGUUGUUGAUCUGCAAGAUGCACGCUUGGUCCUCGACUACGACGAGAAGAGAAGAGUCUUUUCUGAGUGCAGAGAGAACAGGCGCAAGGCGCAAGAAAGACAACGCAGACUCGAGGAAAGAUGUGCGCCCUCACUCGAAGAUGUCAAUCUGAAGCAACAGUACCAGAGAAAAGUUCAGGAUGCUUUGGAAGCUAGGAAGCGACGAGGCCAAGAGGUCGAGCAAGAUCUUAUGGAGACCGUCGCGCAAAUUGAGAAGACCGAGGAGGGUAUGCGGACUCUUGAGGCCAAGAAAUUAGCCGAAAAGCAAUCCUUGGACAAAAAGAAGAAGCUGGUGUCCAACGCUCGGACAAAAAUCAACCAGCUUGAGGGCCAGUACAAGAGUCAUCACUAUGACUUCAACCCUGCCGAAUGGAAUCAUAAAAUUCGUGAACAACGAGCCCGCCUGGACACCGAAUAUAAGGAAGAGAAGGAAGAGCUCGAUGCCGCGACAACUGAAUUAAGAGACCGCGGUAAGGAAAAGCGACAAGAGCAAGCCACCUUGAAAAAGGAGCUCGAGAACCUCAAUUCCCAGGAAGGCCAGAGACUCAACCAACUCAAGAGGGUUGAGCCUGAGGUUGCAAAGGCUUGGGAAUGGCUGCAAGAGAACGGUGACAAGUUCGAGAAGCAGGUUUUCGGUCCGCCAAUGCUGACCUGCUCCAUGAAGGACAAGCGAUAUUCGAACCAUGUGCAGUCACUGCUGCAGAGAGACGACUUUCUUUGCUUUACUGCCCAAACCAGGAAGGACCACAAGGAGCUCACUGAUCAGUUUUUCACAAGAAUGAAGCUGGCCGUUACAGUCCGAACAGUCACUGCGGAUCUGUCAUCUUUCCGCUCUCCCGUUCCCCAGGAGAAUCUCCCAGCUAUGGGUCUGGAUGGCUACGCGCUGGACUUCGUUGAGGGGCCCAAGCCGGUGCUUGCGAUGCUGUGCUCAGAGAAAAAGCUCCACCUUACCGGGGUGGCCCUAGAAGAUAUCAGCGAGGAGCAGUACCAGAAGAUCAAUGAGGGCGAGGUGUUCAAUUCAUUCGCUACUGGCAGCACCAUGUAUCGAAUUACACGUCGCAGGGAAUAUGGGCCUGGUGCUACCUCCACAAUGUCCCGUGCCAUCAGACCAGGCACAUACUGGACGGAUGGGCCUAUCGACUUGGCGGCAAAGAAUGAGCUCGAGCAGCGUCUCAAACAGUGCGAGGAUGAGUUCGGCGAAAUGAGACGCACGAACGAAGAGUUCAAAGCGAAGGGGGCAGCUUUGAAUGAGAAGAAACAGGAAAUCAACGACGCGGUGGCACAACUAGAAGAGGAGAAGAAUACCUUGCAGCGCGAAUUCAACCAGUGGAAGGCCCUGCCGGACAAAAUCGAUGUCUUGAAAUCAGGCUUACAGAACUCACUGAAGGACUUGAAGGACACAAAGCAGAGGCUCUUGUCCUAUGACGGCGAAGCUGAGAAACUUGCGCUGCAGAGGGCCCGACGUGCCUUGGAACACAGAAAGCAACUCGGUCUGCUCCGUGAUGCAAACCAGGCCAUAAUCGAGGCUGCCCUGCGCCUUCUUGAAGCCAAAUCAGACGUUGCGGCAUUGAAAGAGCGAAACUCGGAAAUUGUGCAGAGACUUGAAAGAGAAAGGCAUAGCCUACAGCUACUGGUUCGCGAAGCGGAGAAGGCCAAAGCUGAUGCCAAAGAUGCCCAGAACGUCAUUUUGGAACUCCUAUCAACUGGCCCAGAUAACACCAUCGACGAGGAAAGGAGGGACUUUCUCUCCGGGAUCAAGGAGGGCCUCACAUUGGAAACAAUGGACGCUGAAAUCCAGAGUGAACAGGCUAAGCUGGAUCUGAUCCAUGCCGCAGACCCCGGGGUCCUGCAAGAGUUCGAGAAGCGAGCUCGGGAUAUCGAGCGCGGUCAAAGGGACAAGGCAAAGCGGGAGCGGCAGCUCGAUUCACUGAAUCAGCAGAUCCAAGAGCUGAAAGAUGCGUGGGAGCCCGCGGUUGACGCUAUCAUCAACAGGAUCAACGACGCUUUCAGUUACAACUUCGAACAGAUCAACUGCGCCGGAGAGGUCAGCAUCCACAAAGAUGAGGACUUCGACAAGUGGGCAAUCGAUAUCAGGGUCAAGUUCAGAGAGAACGAGACGCUCCAGAAGCUCGACCAACACCGUCAGUCCGGCGGCGAACGCUCUCUGUCUACCAUAUUCUACCUCAUGUCGCUCCAGUCCAUGGCCCAGGCGCCUUUCCGCGUCGUUGACGAGAUCAACCAGGGGAUGGACCCGCGCAACGAGCGCAUGAUGCACGAGCGUAUGGUGGAGAUUGCGUGCAACGAGAACGCGUCACAGUACUUCCUCAUCACGCCCAAGCUCCUCCCUAACCUUAGGUACGACGCGCGCAUGAAGGUGCUGUGCGUCGCCAGUGGCGAGCACAUGCCGCACGAGGGCGGCAAGCUCGACUUCGCGCGCUGCGUCAAGAUCAAAAGGAGGCUUCUGGCUGCUGCCAGUGCCUGAAAUGUCUGAAGAGCUGAAAUGUCUGAAGAGCCUUGCACGGAGAAAGCGGGCGAGGGUUGCUUGUUAGUGGAAGGGCGUUGUUGGAAGGAUUCUUGGUUCUGGAGUUCUCGUUGAAGCAUGACACCUUCUUUGGGCGGAUGUUUUCGCCAUUCUCUACGAUACCCAAAUCCCCUGAGAUCAGGUUUCUGCCAUUGCUGCUGCGACCGUUGAUGAACCUUGUGACUUGGCACCGUGAUUUCCAUGCUUGGGCUAAUAACAUCUACCACGCGCUUCCAUUGCUUGGUUUUCGAGCGGCAAUAUUCUCAAAGAGGAUGUAAUUGUAGGUAGCUGCCGUGCUGAGGGCGAUUGUUCUUCUGCUCGAUCACUUCCCGGAGUUCCGAGCCCUUGGGCUACUCUUUGCUUCUUCUACUGCGAGUGUUUUCUAGCCGGUACUUUGAAUUCCGAUCACGAAAGAGGAGCGUCUUCUUUUACCAAUUUUGUUCACAUGAGUGAUGAAAUCUCCGGGACGCAUUGCAGCGUCACUCCCACCAAUGAUGGUCUUGGACAAAAGCAGCAACUCUCUUUGAUUAAUACCAAGGCCACUACUCGCCACCAUCUCGUGGCUUUUUACAAAGGGCAUAUGACAGCAAAUGGCAUGAACUCGCUUAUGCAGCCUUCAUCUUUAUGCUACAGCUUACAGUGUUCCUUCGCCUUCGCGAAAGACGGCGUGGGUCGAGAUAUCCAACAAAUCCAAAGGGGGAAAAGCAAUGGCUAUUCCUUGGGAGGGGAGCGCCCCAUUGCUUCUAGACCCUAUC
Molecule: messenger RNA, 4414 nt
Organism: Diaporthe batatas
Lineage: Eukaryota; Fungi; Ascomycota; Sordariomycetes; Diaporthales; Diaporthaceae
Product: DNA repair ATPase SMC5
Exons: 5
Coding region: 165-3620 (1151 amino acids)
Biological process (GO): double-strand break repair via homologous recombination
Cellular component (GO): Smc5-Smc6 complex
Molecular function (GO): ATP binding; ATP hydrolysis activity
Source: RefSeq, a predicted model, not a curated record